This is a messenger RNA of Ixodes scapularis (black-legged tick), 2544 nucleotides long. It is a transcript of the gene Top3alpha, whose product is annotated as DNA topoisomerase 3-alpha. Bases 201 to 2330 code for a protein of 709 amino acids. Lineage: Eukaryota; Metazoa; Arthropoda; Arachnida; Ixodida; Ixodidae. Gene Ontology annotation, molecular function: DNA binding; zinc ion binding; DNA topoisomerase type I (single strand cut, ATP-independent) activity. The transcript is spliced from 20 exons. Gene Ontology annotation, biological process: DNA topological change. Gene Ontology annotation, cellular component: nucleus. The record is from RefSeq and is a predicted model, not a curated record.
GUCAACACUGGGUUCAUUAUUUUGUUUCCGAUUUCCCGCUCUGUUCUGCUCCGUCGAAACUUCGAACUGAUCAAACCGGGCAUGACUUUUCACCGGCACUUUGUGCUCAAUCUCCAGCGAAGCAUCAAAGCGUUCGUAGCUCAAGAUCCGAGUUCAAGUGAUCGCGUUCAAACGAUCUUACUGAAACCCGUGCGCGCUUCAUGACAUCAACCGCAACGCUGCGACGUCUGCAAUCCUCUCUGAGGCGAUGUCUGCUGCUGGGGAAGCGCGCCUCUUCGAAAAUUUUGUCGUCACGUCAAGCCAGUCAAAACAGUAAAGACCAAGAGUUCAAACCCGGCAUGAGGGUUCUCAAUGUGGCCGAGAAAAACGACGCCGCCAAGAACUUGUCCGAAAUUAUGUCGCGCGGAUCGUACCGUCGCCGUGACGGCUUGUCUGUCUACAACAAAAUCUACGAAUUCGACUACAAUUUGUUUAACACCAACUGCAAGAUGAUAAUGACGUCUGUGUCUGGUCAUCUGCUCACCCUGGAAUUUGUGAGCGAUUACAGAAAGUGGCAUUCAUGCUCUCCAGUGGAACUCUUCCACGCUCCAGUGAUCAUGUCCUGCGGGGAUAAGAACUACGAGAAGAUCAAGGAAACGUUAGAGAAGGAGAUUCGCUACUGCGAUGCCCUCGUCAUCUGGACUGAUUGCGAUCGCGAGGGGGAAAACAUCGGCUUCCAGAUCAUCAGCGUCUGUCGCAAAGUGAAACCGGGAGUUCGGGUAUACCGGGCCCGGUUUUCGGAGAUCACGCCCCAGGCCGUGGCUCGUGCGUGCCAGAACUUGGCCGACCCCGACCCCAAGCUCAAUGCAGCCGUUGAAGUCCGCAGGGAACUCGAUCUCAGGAUAGGGGCAGCAUUCACGCGGCUACAGACGCUGCGCCUCAAGCGGGAGUUCCCCCAGCAGCUGCACGACCGCCUGGUGAGCUAUGGCAGCUGCCAGUUCCCCACCCUGGGCUUCGUGGUGGAGCGCUACCGCCAAAUCCUCAACUUCGUGCCCGAGCCAUUCUGGAAGAUCCAUCUGACGCACAAGAAGGACGACAUCUUGGCUGACUUCUCCUGGAAACGGCACCGGCUGUUUGACUACCAGCUCUGCUUCCUUCUUUACCAGCGCUGUCUCCAGGGAGAACCCCCUCGUGCAAAGGUGGUGGAAAUGAAGUGUAAGCCCAAGUCCAAGUGGAGGCCGCAGCCCAUGGACACAGUGGAGCUUGAGAAGCUGUCAUCCCGCAAGCUGCGCCUGUCGGCGAAAGAGACCAUGCAAAUAGCGGAGAAGCUGUACACGGAUGGACUCAUCAGCUACCCCCGCACCGAGACCACCAAAUUUCCCCCGGACAUGGACCUCAGGCCCCUGGUCGAGGCACAGACGCAGGACCCACGCUGGGGAGACUUUGCGAGGCGUCUCCUGGCAGACGGCUUGACGCCCCGGCAAGGCACAAAGUCCGAUCAGGCCCACCCACCGAUACACCCCAUCAAGCACGCCGCCGGCCUCGAGGGGAACGCCAAGCGUGUCUACGAACUGGUGGUGCGCCACUUCCUGGCGUGCCUCUCCAAGGACGCCGAGGGAAAAGAGACGACCGUCGAGGUCGACCUCAACGACGAGCGCUUUGUGGCCACCGGUUUGAUCAUCUUUGCGCGCAACUACCUGGACGUCUAUCCCUACGACAAGUGGAGCGCAAAGGAAAUUCCCAACUACGAGAUGAACGAGACCUUCGUGCCCGACCAAGUCAAGCUCGUCGACGGCGAAACGUCUCCUCCGCCGUUGCUCAAGGAGGCGGACCUCAUUGCCCUCAUGGAGAAGCACGGCAUUGGCACGGAUGCCACGCACGCGGACCACAUCGAGACGGUGAAGAACCGACUGUACGUGGCGCUCACUGGCGACGGAUAUCUCGUGCCGGGAGAACUGGGGAUGGGAUUGGUCGAAGGUUACGACUCGAUGGGCCUAGAGAUGUCGAAGCCCCGACUGAGGGCAGAGCUGGAGGCAGACCUAAAGAAGAUAUGCGAAGGCACGAAGAACCCCAAAGACGUACUGAGGCGUCAGAUCGAGCUCUACGAGGACGUCUUCUCAAACUCUGAACGACAGAUCAAGAAGUUGGGCGAGUCGCUCAAGAAGUACCUGGGGACGGGACAGCGUCUCGCCCCACCCGCAAACGGCCCAAGGAGCAACAGAACGGACCAGUCACGGCCGGGUGGUGGCGGGGACUCCACCAAUGCCGGCGCAAACAACCGAAGAGGCGGUAGGAGGUGCGGGCUGUGUAACCAGGAAGGUCACAACAGAAGAAACUGUCCCAACCGCUGAAUGUCCCCCUGACUUCUGCGUGGAGAGCACACGUCAAGAGUUUCAGGACACUUAUCACUUGCAAGGGAAAACCAAUAUGAGAGACAUGCUCAAUAGUGUUUCCAAGUGUAUAUUUAUUCUGGUUUCUCUUAUAAUUAAAAAUAUAAAGGUUGUUUUUACAAAUAACUCGCUUUUGCUUGCUCACGAGAAAUAUAGCUAUAAGAUUCUUGAAUAA